GGGCCCGACUGUACUUCGACGCCCGUGUUCAAGUAACUCCCUUUUGACGUGGGACUCGUGAUCUCUCGUACGGUUUUUGUGGCCAGUAAAUCAACAAGAGGAGUGCACAAGCAAGAUUUUUAGAGCAAAUUACGCGAAGAAAAUCUCAACGCGAUACGAUAAGCUGCCGCCAUCUUUGUUUUUGUGUGAGGGAGUAGCAGGGGUACGACCACGGGCGCAAGGAAUUCAACAAUCCCGAAUAGAAGAUUAUGCCAGCUAUUCAAAUCUCGAUAGCAAAAAAAAAACGCCUAAAGAUUUCACUUCAGUAUAACUAAGGAAAAAGCCAUGAUCGCUGAAAUCCUUCUUCUUAUCGUCACUCUGGUGCUUCUACACCAUCUGUUCUAUCGUUACACCGAGCCCUCCAACCUACCCCCUGGACCACGCCCUUACCCUCUAAUUGGAAAUACGCCACUGCUGAUUGGCUCCUUCUCCUCACUCCACGUUAAGCUCACUGAGCUCGCGAAAAUAUACGGCAGCGUCUACACUCUCUACCUCAACGGGCAGCGGUCUGUCAUCGUCUGUUCUGCCAAGGCAGCGCGCGAGGGAUUAGUAGAGAGAAAAGACGCAAUUGCAGGUCGUCCUUAUAGCUUUACGUUGGAUUAUGUUACCAAUGGUAGUAAAAACAUUACCUUUUCUGACUUCUGCCCAACAUUUCUGCUAAAGAAACGGAUUGCACAGUCAUCCAUGCGUCGAUACUACCCACAAGUAGAAGACAAAGUCAAUAAUCAGUUGGAAGAAGUACUGGCAAGGAUAAAAGCGCUUGACGGAACCGCCUUUGAUCCACAUCACUUAUUAUCAUUAGUCACCCUGAAUCUUGUGACCUCGAUGACAUUCGGAACCAACUACACACUCGAUGAUCCAGAAUUUCUUCUUUUGGUUCAAAUGAUUGAUGAUUCAACUCGAAGUAUUGGAUCAAUGAGCACGCUUGACAUGUUCCCGUUUUUGAUGCAUCUGCCCAUCAGCACAUCCAAGCUACUCAAGAGCAUAACUAAGACUGUCAACGAAUACUUUAUGAAACAAGUUCAGCGACACAUAGACAGCAACGACGGCAAAAGCAUCAGAGAUCUCACUGAUGGAUACAUCAAGGGGCUUACAGAGGCAGAGAAAGAAGACGCCAGCGUCCACGAAGUAAACUCAAUCGAGCAUAUUGCCAUGGUGAUGGCAGACAUGAUUGUUCCGGGCUCAGAGACCUCUUCUACAACAAUGGGCUGGAUGAUCGCCUACCUCGCAGUUUACCCAGAAGUCCAAGCGAGGCUGCACCAACAGUUGGAUGACGUCAUUGGAAGAGACAAAAAUACAGUCAUCACUUUAAAGGACCGUGAUAGAUUACCUUAUGUAGAGGCGGUCAUAGCGGAGACGAUGCGUAUUUCGACUGCUGUUCCUCUUGCAAUUCCACACAAAGCAACGUGUGACACGACAAUCAACGGCUACUUCAUCCCAAAAGACACCACCGUCAUCUUCAACCUGUGGGGGGUGCACCUCGACCCCACCGAGUGGGCGGAUCCCCACGUGUUCAACCCCGCCCGCUUCCUGGAUGAAGACGGCAAGUUUAUCAAGAGUGAGAAACUUUUGCCUUUUGGAGCGGGGAGGCGGGUAUGUCCCGGUGAAAAGAUUGCGAAGAUGCAGCUGUUUUUGAUGACAUCAAGACUUCUACGUCACCUGGAGUUUAAGCCGCCAUUAGAUGGCCCACCGCCAAGCCUUCAGGGAAUGAAGGGUUCAGCACUGUACAAGCUGCCUUACAAGAUACGAGCAUUAGAGAGACUCUAGACAACAAAAGACUAAGCUCCACCGAGCCUUGAGGUUUGUCACGCAGCAAUUAACGCUAAGUAACGAAAACAUCUAAUAAACUAGAUAUUUCAUACGGAUUAGCUGCCAACUUGUCUGAAGUUAUCAGGUCGACUUAAAACAUUUUGUUUAGUUAACCUAUCGCAUUUUACAGGGAAAUCUAGAAGGGUCACAAGUAAUUGCUUGGUCAAGCUGUUUUGAUUCUCGCUAAGUUGACCCCUAAUAGGGGCGUGCCGGCGUCCUUCUCAAGUGGUACUUGAGAGUGCGAAUCAAGCACAAAUUCUCGUCUUGUACUCCUUAACUAUUACACGUAUGUCCAGUUUGGAGAAGCGUAGAAGCUAGCUCGUAAGGCUUUACAGGAUUGGCUAAAUUACCUCAUUGUACUACUGUAUCAUCGCUCUUCGUCUGGACCAACCCAAUGUGGUGAAAUCUCACUUCUGAUGAGUUUGGGCUCGCGUAUCGCUUAGAAGUAGUUACAGAUGGAACAAAAGGGAUAGGGUGGGGGAGGAGGGGGUGGAAAGAAGCCUUUAAACCUCUUGAUACAAUGGACUCGGACUCACUUUAGUUAUCAAACGUUCGCGUUUUAAUGACAUUUUUCAGUCAUGUAAAAAAAAUAUUUCAUCAGCUGACACAAAAGACUUUACUUAUGUACAUAUAUAAUAUGACCUCGGUGAGAACGCAAACUAUACAAGGCGAAUAAGGAACACAAAGCGAAAAAAUAAUAAUAAACUAAAAACAUAAAACACA
Molecule: messenger RNA, 2571 nt
Organism: Nematostella vectensis (starlet sea anemone)
Lineage: Eukaryota; Metazoa; Cnidaria; Anthozoa; Actiniaria; Edwardsiidae
Product: cytochrome P450 2E1
Exons: 3
Coding region: 325-1806 (493 amino acids)
Biological process (GO): hormone biosynthetic process; progesterone metabolic process
Molecular function (GO): steroid 17-alpha-monooxygenase activity; iron ion binding; heme binding
Source: RefSeq, a predicted model, not a curated record